Molecule: messenger RNA, 1487 nt
Organism: Colletes gigas
Lineage: Eukaryota; Metazoa; Arthropoda; Insecta; Hymenoptera; Colletidae
Product: RNA-binding protein with serine-rich domain 1-B-like
Exons: 6
Coding region: 205-1176 (323 amino acids)
Biological process (GO): mRNA splicing, via spliceosome
Cellular component (GO): ASAP complex; cytoplasm; nucleoplasm
Molecular function (GO): RNA binding
Source: RefSeq, a predicted model, not a curated record
GCCAUAACCAGGCGGGAAUAGCGACGCAAGCGCCGCGUCAUUCUAUUGGUAAUUUUGUUUCGUAUCGUUCGUAAACUUCACAUGUUUAUUCUAUUAUGGAUCCGACGAUGAAAUAAAAGUUCUCGAUCGUCGGCGUUCAACGCGCGUAAUUUCCACGAGAGCCAAUACUCGCGUUUGGAACCCGAGGGUUCGCGUAAUCUUACAAUGGCACGCAGCCGUAAAGAUAGCACGGGUAAAAGCGACUCUGAAGCUACGGACAAAGAGAACAAGAGGGAAAGAGGCAGAGAAAGAGAAAGAAAGAAACGCGCUGCUUCCUCGUCCAGUAGUGGCAGUAGUUCCUCGGAUAGCAGCUCCGGAUCAUCGUCGACGAGUAGCGGAAGCAGUUCGAGAUCGAGCUCCACGUCCAGCAGCUCCUCCAGCAGCUCUGGAAGUUCAUCAGCGAGCUCCAGAGACCGAGGAAGGAAACGCAGUCGAAGCAAAAGCGUCGACGCCUCGCGCAGACACGACAAUAAAGAGAAGGAAAGGGAGAAAGAAAGAGAACGUGAGAGGGACAGGGACAGAGACAGAGACAGGGAGAAAGACAAAAAGAAAAGUAGCAAUUCUGUGAUCGACAAACCAAAACCUAAAGGACGAUCUAGAUCGCCGUCGCCGCGUAGGAAACGCAGAGAAAGGUCACCUAUUCCCAGACCAACGAAAAUACAUAUUGGACAUCUGACUCGCAAUGUCACUAAAGAACAUAUUAUGGAAAUCUUUUCCACGUAUGGUCAGAUCAAGAUGGUCGAUUUUACUAUGGACAAGCUGCAUCCUAAUCAAGGACGAGGAUUCGCGUACGUAGAGUUUGAAACAGCGGACGAAGCGGAGAAUGCAAUGAAACACAUGGAUGGUGGACAAAUAGACGGUCAGGAAAUCACUGCUGCCCCAGUAUUAUUACCAAAGCCACGACCGUUACCUAUGCGUCGAAUGUCACCUCUGAUGGGAAGAAGAGCGCCACCGAGGUGGAGCGGCGGUGGUCGGAACACACCUCCGCGUUAUCGUAGACGCUCGCCGCCGAUCAACCGCCGUAGGAGCCCGCGUCCGCCCAGACGCAGACCGAGGACACGAUCGCGAAGUCCACCGAACAAUCCACGUCACCGACAUCGUCGCUAUACGAGAUCAAGCUCGAGCAGCUCCCGAUAGCAAUCUCUGUAUAUACAAACCAAGAACUGAACUUGACCAAAACGCCAGUUCGUCCUGGUCGGUCGUUUUAAUAUAUUAAGCAAAAACAAUUUUUACCGAACUCAUUUGGAACAUGACUGGGAAGUGUAAGCACUCGAAACAAUUUAUAGACAUGUCCGCGACGGUGUUCGCGGCUAUUCACGUUUCACGACGACGAGGCACCGUUCCGCGAUCUACGCAAGUACCGCUUCUUUCAAAUAUAUCAAUUUCACACGUGUCAAAAUAUAUUGCAGUUAAUUGGUACCUGAAGGCCGCUGACCCCGGGCAAUAAA